GAGAAUGGGAGUUGAGUCUGUCUUCUAACUGGACACCUGGCCUCCUCUCUUCUUCUCUCCUGGCUCUCACCACCAGCUUUCCCUCCAGCUUGCUCUCCGCCCAGAACGCCUUCCACCAUGUCCACCUCAGCAAGUUCCCAAUUGAACAAAGGCAUCAAGCAGUUGUAUAUGGCCUUGCCUCAGGGUGAGAAAGUCCAGGCCAUGUAUAUCUGGAUCGAUGGCACAGGAGAGGGACUGCGCUGCAAGACCCAAACCCUAGAUUCUGAGCCCAAGAGUAUAGAAGAGUUGCCUGAGUGGAAUUUUGAUGACUCCAGUACUUUCCAGUCUGAAGGCUCUAACAGUGACAUGUAUCUCCUCCCUGCUGCCAUGUUUCGGGAUCCUUUCCGCAAGGACCCCAACAAGCUGGUGUUCUGUGAAGUCUUUAAGUACAGCCGAAAGCCUGCAGAGACCAAUUUAAGGCACACCUGUAAACGGAUAAUGGACAUGGUGAGCAACCAACACCCCUGGUUUGGAAUGGAGCAGGAAUACACCCUCAUGGGGACAGAUGGCCACCCCUUUGGUUGGCCUUCCAAUGGUUUCCCUGGACCCCAAGGUCCCUAUUACUGCGGCGUGGGAGCAGAUAAAGCUUACGGCAGGGACAUUGUGGAGGCUCACUACCGGGCGUGCUUAUAUGCCGGCAUCAAGAUUGGGGGGACAAAUGCAGAAGUCAUGCCUGCCCAGUGGGAGUUCCAGAUAGGCCCCUGUGAAGGAAUUGACAUGGGAGAUCAUCUCUGGGUGGCCCGUUUCAUCCUGCACCGUGUGUGUGAAGACUUUGGCGUU
This is a messenger RNA of Elephantulus edwardii (Cape elephant shrew), 819 nucleotides long. Its product is annotated as glutamine synthetase-like. The record is from RefSeq and is a predicted model, not a curated record. The transcript has a single exon. Gene Ontology annotation, cellular component: cytoplasm. Gene Ontology annotation, molecular function: glutamine synthetase activity. The annotation marks the transcript as partial. NCBI's taxonomy places the organism in Eukaryota, Metazoa, Chordata, Mammalia, Macroscelidea, Macroscelididae.